Gossypium arboreum is the source of this 1131-nucleotide messenger RNA. Its product is annotated as protein LIGHT-DEPENDENT SHORT HYPOCOTYLS 3. The coding region runs from base 349 to 927 and encodes 192 amino acids. Gene Ontology annotation, biological process: mRNA transcription; response to light stimulus. Gene Ontology annotation, cellular component: nucleus. The record is from RefSeq and is a predicted model, not a curated record. NCBI's taxonomy places the organism in Eukaryota, Viridiplantae, Streptophyta, Magnoliopsida, Malvales, Malvaceae. The transcript is spliced from 2 exons.
AGCAGAGUCUUUCCUUCAUCAUUAAGCCCUUAAACUCUAGUGUUUUUUUUCCCCCCCUUUCCUCUUGACUGUGUUGCUUUCAUAUAGACAGUGAAAUCUGCCAAAAAAUAAAUGGACUUAUCUGGUAGCUAGCUGAAAGAAUGAUAAACAAAACAAAGUUUUCAGUUCCUUCACUUGUCUUCCAACAGUCUCGACUUUGAUUUGCUGUCUUUUUUUUUUUUUUCAAGGUCUGUAUUAGGCUGUCUUAUGGUCACUGAAAAAAGUGUUGUUAUCAUCAAAACCCUAGUUAAGAUCCAAACAUAUCUUCUUUGUUGUAGCUAGCUAUAAAUUAAAAACUGUGAACUUUCCAUGGAUUCGAUUGGAGAAAUGGAUAUCUCUUCCAACUCCCAAAACGGGGGCACCCUUAUGAACGUUAGCCAUAACAGUGGCACUUCGUCUUCUUCAACCUCAAGCCGCUACGAGAACCAAAAGCGCCGUGACUGGAAUACCUUUGGGCAGUACCUGAAGAAUCAUAGACCUCCACUUGCCUUGUCUAGGUGCAGUGGAGCUCAUGUCCUGGAAUUCCUUCGUUACCUUGACCAAUUCGGCAAAACCAAAGUCCACACACCAAUCUGCCCUUUCUAUGGCCACCCAAACCCGCCUGCACCUUGCCCAUGUCCACUCCGUCAAGCCUGGGGUAGCCUCGACGCUCUCAUCGGUCGCCUCCGAGCCGCUUUUGAAGAAAAUGGAGGAAAGCCUGAAGCAAACCCUUUCGGUGCACGAGCUGUGAGGCUUUAUCUUCGUGAGGUUCGUGAUUUGCAGUCGAAAGCAAGAGGGAUUAGCUACGAGAAGAAGAAGCGUAAGAGACCACCACCUCAACAAAUCCCAUCUCUGCAACUGCAAGUGCCACCACCACCACCAGUGAUUAACAAGUUGAAAGUUCGUUAGUGGCCAGGAAAUGGUCGAUUAGAUGUGCUGAUUCGCCAAGGCGCUAGUCACUGGUGCUGUCAUUUCAGUGCAGCAAAAUAUGGCAGACAAUGUUUCAUGAUUUAUAUACAUAUAUUUAGAGAUUAUUAACAUAUAAUCUCAUUUAUAAAAUGAACUGAUACUUUUUCUCAUAAUAUAAAUACAUGAAACCUUAAUAGUUAACUA